GACGGCAAACGACGACACCUGCCUUGAAGGCUUGAACCGAUAAAGAAAGGUCACUGUUACUCCCAGGUCAAGCGUCACGCUGAUCUGUCCUCCUCCAUCUCCAUGAAGAUUGAAGAAGACCCUGUCGUUUCUCUUCAUUUCUCUUCUCCCACCUAAAUUUAGGUUCUAAAAACUAAUCUUUCAUUCUAAGACUAAUCUUUAUAUUCUGUUUUCUCUUCAGUACUCACAGUCCCUACAUUUUCAACUCCUCUUUUUGUUUUUAACCCUCCUCUCCUGCACAAACCCUACUCAAUGGCCAAAACUAGACCUGGCAAAAGGGACAUAGAUUCCUACACCAUUAGAGGCACCAACAAGGUUGUCAGAGCUGGGGACUGCGUGCUGAUGCGACCAUCGGACACGGGUAAGCCCCCAUAUGUGGCGCGCAUAGAGAAGAUCGAGAUGGAUGGUCGGAACAACGUGAAGGUGAGGGUGAGGUGGUACUAUCGGCCCGAGGAGUCAAUCGGAGGGCGGAGACAGUUCCACGGAGCCAAGGAACUCUUCUUGUCCGACCACUAUGACGUGCAGAGCGCCCACACUAUCGAAGGGAAGUGCACCGUUCACUCGUUCAAGAACUACACCAAGCUUGAGAAUGUUGGGGCUGAGGAUUACUAUUGCCGAUUUGAGUACAAGGCUGCUACUGGAGGGUUCACUCCCGACCGAGUGGCCGUGUACUGCAAAUGUGAGAUGCCUUACAACCCGGAUGACCUCAUGGUGCAAUGUGAGGGGUGCAAGGAUUGGUAUCAUCCUGCUUGUGUGGGCAUGACCAUUGAAGAAGCUAAAAAAUUGGAUCGCUUUGUGUGUUCUGAAUGUUCAUCUGAUGAGGAUGUUAAAAAACCCCAGAUUACAUUUUCAGCAUCACCAGCUGCUGAUGCCAAGAAGGUGCAUAUUGUCUGAAACUCAAACCGUGGUGGACGUCUCUUGUUCGGUGUAGUUGGUCUGGAGGUGGAGCCCAAGCGUCGCAGGAGAUGACCAAAAUUGAGGGAUUGCACGAGGAGACAACUAUUUGCGUGAGGAAGCGGCUCUUUGAGUGUUGUUUUGUGGAAUGUACAGCGUAGACUGGCGCCUGUUAGUAACUUAUAAUGUAUUUGACAGAGAUAUAUGUAUCUCUGCUAGGUUAAUUAAAAUACUGGACUUCUUUCAUUCUGCCCAAAAAGAGAUUUCAGUUCAACUGUGGAUUUAGAAGAACGCAUUGAACUGAAGGCAUUGAAGUGAAAAAGAAACCAGAUUCUGAACUUCUAGUAAUGGUUUGUGGCUUGCAUCAUAGCAGCUUUCUCAUUGUCUAUUUAGUUGGAUAACUUUUCCGA
This is a messenger RNA of Carya illinoinensis, 1343 nucleotides long. Its product is annotated as chromatin remodeling protein EBS. The transcript is spliced from 6 exons. NCBI's taxonomy places the organism in Eukaryota, Viridiplantae, Streptophyta, Magnoliopsida, Fagales, Juglandaceae. The record is from RefSeq and is a predicted model, not a curated record. Gene Ontology annotation, molecular function: chromatin binding. The coding region runs from base 292 to 933 and encodes 213 amino acids.